Messenger RNA from Balearica regulorum gibbericeps (East African grey crowned-crane), 537 nucleotides. Lineage: Eukaryota; Metazoa; Chordata; Aves; Gruiformes; Gruidae. The record is from RefSeq and is a predicted model, not a curated record.
AUGGUGUCCCUUCUGCAGAAGACCCUCCACAAGCUCCACUGCCAGUCUCUCCCCCCGCCCAGCAAAGUCUUCCACCGCUUCACCAUCACCAGUGCAGAGGUGAUCUGGAGUACUUGGAGGAUUUCCUUUCAACCUAGUCAAGAGAAGGUUUUCCCGAAGGAGGUGAAGAAGCUCCAUAAAGAAUUUUUGCUGGAUCAGCAGUUACAGAGACAGGCGAGGAAUGUCUUUGGCAACAACAUGCUGGAGUACAUAGUUAAUUUAUGUCAGAGCCUUUACGAUUUCCUCGUCCAAAUGCGCGAGAACAUAAUUAUACACAUACUGUCAUUUCUAGAUGCUGAUGACCUUCAACGGCUGUCAAAAACAUGCAAGAAGUUCCAGCAGUUAUGCAGCAGUGAAGAGCUUUGGGAGAGAGUUAAACUGUUAAGAGGGAAACCAGCUCUUGGUAAGAAGAAGAUGGCAUUUUCAGUCUUCAAGAAGCUGAUGAACUUCAAUGAAAAACCCAAGCAGAUGCAGAGAAGACAGAGCACAUUCUUUUAA